AUGGAGAAUAAAUUUUUAUGUUUUUUAGGUAUUGACAAUACGUCAUCCAAUUUAUCAUCAACAUCAUCACCAACUUCACCAACAAUAGAAUCAAAAAAAAAUGAAACAAUUAACCUGCAAGCUGAAUUUUUGUGUACCAUAGAAAAAAAAUACACGAAUUCUACGCAUGAAGUUUUGACUGCAACCCUACAUAAAAGCAAAUGGGAUUAUUACAGUGAUGGUGUCGCGAAACACUUACUAGAUGACAGCAUCGCUGAAGAGUUUGUACCAAUUGACGAUGUCGAAACACCCAGCUUGUUGCCACAACAACCAAAUAAAACAUGGACACUUGCUGGAUCAAAGGGAGCCUCUAUCAAAGUUCAAUUAUCUGCUGAACUAAUCGCCAUAGAAUUUGGUUCUUAUUAUAUUAACACUACAAAAGUUGAGUUGCCAAAUGUGAAUGAAACACACGUGACUGGUGAUUGUGAUGGAGAAAUUAGAAAUAUGAAAAUUUCAUGGAAAUCAUUUGAUACCUUAAACAACAAUUCGAUUGAUAUGUCUUUUAAAAAACUAGAUAAUGUUUACAAUUUACACAGAAUAAAUAUGACGGUAUUUUCACAAAAUGUUACGAAUUUGGCGAGUCAUGACCUAAUCAACAAAAAUAUCUCAGAUUGCAAUGGAAUUAACGAAACAUGUAAUUAUAACAUUACUGUUAAAACAAUUAAGAUGAUAGACAAUCAUAGAAUCGCAGUUAAAUUAACGGUAUAUGACAUGGAGUUUCAUAUUACAGAAAACACCUAUGAAUUUGAAUAUACUCUAUUUGGAAUCUGUGCUGUAAUUGGAUUUGUCCUGGUGAUUCUGAUUGAACUUGCAAUUUACAAGAGCAUUAAAACACUAUCAUAA
This is a messenger RNA of Aphidius gifuensis, 882 nucleotides long. RefSeq lists its product as uncharacterized. NCBI's taxonomy places the organism in Eukaryota, Metazoa, Arthropoda, Insecta, Hymenoptera, Braconidae. The transcript is spliced from 5 exons. The coding region runs from base 1 to 882 and encodes 293 amino acids. The record is from RefSeq and is a predicted model, not a curated record.